Ceutorhynchus assimilis (cabbage seed weevil) is the source of this 2888-nucleotide messenger RNA. The record is from the annotation of a GenBank genome assembly. Lineage: Eukaryota; Metazoa; Arthropoda; Insecta; Coleoptera; Curculionidae.
GGUUUUAUUGAUGAAGGUUGCACUAAAUUUUGGAUUAAAGAAAAAACGAAUAUUGCUGUAAAGCAACACAUCAUUAUUAUUGUUAAAUGUUCAACAAAAUAAAGCUGAUGUUUUUAAUAAUUACUUAUGACAAAUUUUACUUCAGUUUUGUGCUAAUCAAUUUAUUUAAAAGGUUAAUUGUUCUGGUUAAGGUCAAGAUAGCAAAAUUACAUUACUCAGAGUGAUUUUUGUUUAUUCGAUAUAAAUUUAGGAAAAUCAUAAAUUAAUCCAUUACAAAUUAUCCUUGAAUCAGUUCAUAACUGGGAAUGUUCCCAAGUUGGUCUACUAGUGCAUAUUUUUAGACCUUUGGUAUUAAAGAGACACUACUAUUUAAAUCUACCUAACUUGCCUAAAUUCAAAAUUUAGUCGUAUAAAAAAAGCCCUAAAUUAUGUAUAUCAAAAUCAUUACAAAAAUUAAUUAUUAUUGUCCAGGUACUCCUAGGUCAUCGACACCAACGCACUGCCAGUGGGUCACCAGGGAACAUAAGGUAAUACUACAAUCUAUACCAGACGCAGCGUCAUCAAAAGUUUAUAUGUAUAUAAAUAGUUGUUAAUUAACUGUUUAAUAAAAAUCAGAAUUAUUCCAACAAUGAUUCUUACAUGAUAUGAUACAAACUUCCCUGGUGUAUGUAUGUAACCCAACCUACAAACUACCAAGUGUUCUGAGCAUCCUCCUAAAUUCCAAUACAGGAAUUUACGUAACUUCUGGAAAAUCUGAUAAUAAAACUUUCGAAUUAUUUAUUUAUAGAAAUCACUGCAUACAAAGGCUAAACUUCAAAUAGUUUCUUAUUAAUUAUUGCAAUUUGAAAGGAAAAUUAAAACAGAGAAGAGAGUCUAAUUUCCUAGCGAUUUUUUUCCUGGGUGGUGGCCGACUCUGUUUUAUAGCUACCUUUCGUUUCGAAUUUCCUGGACUAUUGAAUUCUAUUCGCCAAUGUUUUAGUCAUCAGGCAGUUUUGCAAGAUUGUGCACAAUUUAUAAGUAAAAAAGUCAGUAGAAGGCGAAAUUUUCUAAUUCCUUAAACAGAUUGAAACUCCAAAACCAGUUGAAUGAUUAUUUGGUUUAUAAAUAAAUUGUUUUUUGAAGGUCAUGGUGUGCAGGUCGCAGCUAAAAAAGAUCAGCAAUUAUACAAUCAAUUAUAUUAAUUAUAAGAAUAAAUAUUUUUUUCAUUAAUUUAUCUAUAACAAAAUGAUAUCGAAAAUACUAAAGCCAAAUUUACAGUAGCCACUCCGACGAAAUAUUAGCGUGCAAAAAUACUCAAAUAAAUAAGCCUUUAGCUAAUCAACUUGACCAUGAACAUAAAUAUUUGAUAACAAAUAAUUAUUUAAUUGAACAGAAUCUCAAUAAUUCUUUAAUUUAACUUUGUAAAAAUGUGGUUUAAAAAAAUAAUUGCAAUAAUCUUCCUUAUCUAUGGUACAAUUGGUUUGGUCCUACCAUCAGACCCUUCUAUAAUUAUAGUAGGCAGUGGACCAGCUGGUAUAGCUGCAGCAACCAAAUUAUUAAAAAACAAUUUCACAAAAAUUAAAAUAUUAGAAGCUGAAAACAGAAUAGGAGGUCGUAUCAACAGCAUAAAAUUCGGAGAUGCUUAUGUGGACUUGGGUGCACAAUUUUGCCAUGGCCAAGAAGGCAAUAUUGUCUAUUCAAUGGUUAAGGAUUUUGAUAUAUUGAGGCCAUCUACUCACAAAUUUCAAAUGAUUCGCUCCAACGGAGAAAAGGUUGAUGAAGAAACUGCCAACAAAAUAAUGAAUUUUGCCGAAUUAUUAUUAGAAGCCUCAGAAGAAGAUCCUUUGCCUGAAUGCGAAAAUGCUAAGUCUGUUGGAGAAUGCUUGGAUAUUAGAUCCAAAGUAUUAGAAGAUUCUAGCAAAAACGACAAACAAAAAGAAAUAUUUUCCGAAGCUCAUCCAUGGGCAAAAUCUUAUAUUUCAGCCCUAGACGGUACUUUAGACUUGUACGAUUUAGAUUAUAACACAACCUACAAAACAUGUGGAGGUGAUUUAGGUAUGAACUGGAAUGGGCACGGUUAUAAAACAAUUUUGGAAAUUAUGAUGCAGAAGUAUCCAAACCCCGACCACCAGUUACCAAUAGACAAUAAAAUUUUCCUUGAACAAACUGUGGCAAAUAUUUCCAAUUGGCAAAAUGAUAAUAGAGUAACUGUUACUACAACAGAUGGCACAAAAUAUGAAGCUGACCAUGUAAUAUUCACCCCAUCUGUUGGUGUACUAAAGGCUAAUCAUGAAGAGUUAUUCACGCCAGCUUUGCCUGCAGACAAAAUAAGUGCAAUUAAAAAUACUGGAUUUGGUGCUAUUUUAAAAGUAAUUGUACAUUUUAAUCAAAGAUGGUAUGAAAAUAAUCCUACGUGGGCUUUUUUUUGGACUGCUAAAGAUGUAGAUGAGCUUGAAGAGAAAAAUUUAGAAUGGCUUUUGGACAUGGAGGGUGUGGUUCAAGCUGAAAACAACCCGAAUGUACUAGUUUUUUGGUACUCUGGCAGCCACGUUCCACUUAUUGAAACCUUAUCAGAAGCAACAAUAAAAGAAGCUCAUGAAUACCUUAUAAAUAAAUUUUUAGCUCCGCAUUAUAAUGUUACAAUGCCAGAUAAGUAUAUAAGGACAACAUGGUUUAGUAAUCCCAAUUUCCGUGGAACUUAUUCAUAUGAAUCGGUUAAGGGCCAUUCUGGAGGCCAAUACAACCUGCAAGAAAAACUAGGAAGUCCUCUGAUGAAUGAGGAUGGUAAACUUACUUUACUAUUUGCUGGUGAAGCUACGCAUCCACAUUAUUUUUCCACUGUACAUGGAGCAAUUGAAAGUGGAUAUAGAGAAGCUGACAGACUCAUAGAAGUUUACACAAAAUAAAAU